AUGGUUAUUAGGAAUUUUAGUAAACAAGAAAAAAUUGAUCUUACAGCUGCUUUUAUUUAUGUAGGUAAUGAUGAAGUUGUUGGUGCGCAUCAAGCAUCAUCUAUGUUUUGGAGACGUAUAUACAGCGUUGUUCCACAAAAUUUUGGGAAUAAUUCUGUGAAUCAAAACCAAACAACUUCAUAUUCUGAACAACCUUCAAGCAAGCCAGUAUGUUUCAUUCCUUAUGAUUUAAUUGAUGAAAGCUUGGAUGAAUGGAGAUAUAGCUUAAUCGGUAGAUUGGAUCUAGUUAAGCUCAAAUUUGAUUCUGUUGUGGAGAUAUUGAAGAAACAACGAAAAUUAAAAGGUACAAUUCAAUGCAUCCCUCUAGGAAAAGGUUUUUUCAUAAUCAAGUUAGAUAAUGAUGAAGAUAAACAUUAUAUUUGGGAGGGAUAUUGGCCAGUUGAAGAUCAAACUCUUAGGAUUAGAGCCUGGGAACCUAACUUUAAUCCUGCAAAUCAAAAAUCAACAACAACCUUUGUUUGGGUACAAUUUCCAGGUUUAAGUAUAAAAUAUUGGAAGGAGAGUAUAUUGAUUCAUAUUGGUAGAUCAAUUGGUAAACCAGUAAGGGUGGAUGAAACAACUCUUAAGAGAGAAGCUGGGUAUUAUGCAAGAGUUUUAGUUGAAAUUGAUUUAACAAAGUUCAUUACCAGUAAGGUGCAGGUUGAUACUAAGUAUGGGAUCUUUGAACAGGUGGUGCAAUUCACAAAUUUACCAAAAUUUUGUAAUCACUGCUCUGUAAUUGGCCAUUAUGUUGCUGAAUGUAGAUCAAAAAGGAAAGAACAGGAGCAACAACAGGAAAUUCCAACUGCACCUAAAGAAGUAACUAAAGUCUGGAGAAGAGUUACAAAUAAGCAAAAGAACAAAGGUUUUGAUGUUUGUUUUACUGAUAAAGAAUUAGAUGUUAUUCCUUCAACUUCUCAACAAGAUAAUAAUGUUGAAGAAGAUUGUGUUAUGGAAGAAGAUAGUGUUAUUGAAAAAAUUAUUCCUUCUUUGGGUCAUGCUGAAUGCUCAAUCCAACAGGUUGUUGUCAGUUCUCCUUCCAUAAAUGCUUCUGUUAAUGUAUUACCUCCCAGUGGAAAAAUUGGCACUAUUUCAGCUGGUACUGCUCCUGCAAAACAGAAAAUCAAUAAUGUGGGUAAAGUCACAACAAGAAGGCAAGCUGCAACUAUCAAUUCAAAUGGCAGUAAAUUUGUUUUUGUUGCUGAACCAAAGAUAAGAGUAACUACUGAUUUCUGCAAGAAAUUGAAUCUUCCUAAUAUGCAUUAUAAACUUAUUCAUAAUUCUACUGAAAAUAAAAAGGGAAACAUUUGGAUGUUUUGGAAUGUUAACAUUACUACUCCUACAGUUGUUUCUAAUUCUGCACAAGCUAUUACUGUGGAUGUUGGGGGAGUUUUAGUAACUGGAGUUCAUGCAGCUUGUUUAACAGUUGAUAGAAGAGAGCUUUGGGAAGAGUUAGAAUUUAUUUCUUCUCUAGGUAAACCUUGGAUGGUCAUUGGAUAUUUUAAUACCAUUAUGUGUGCAGAAGAGAAAAAAAGGGGGAGAAGCCCUUUAACCAUUUCCAUGAAUGAAUUUAAUAGUUGUCUCCAUUCUUGUGGUCUUAUUCAAGCACCAAAGUAUGGAAUUGAGUUUUCUUGGUGCAACAAUAGAUUUGGCAUCUGCAUUCUAGAUAGAGCAGUGUUCAAUGUUAAAUGGUUGGAAUGCUAUCCUGGUUGGUGCUACAAAGUGGGUGCUAGAGGGACUUCUGAUCAUAGUGCUUUACUUGGGGUUAAUUCAGUCAUUCCAAAACCUGCUAAUGUCCCAUUCAUGGCUUUAAAAGUAUGGCUUAGUCAUCCUGGUUUUUUGAAGUUAAUAAAGGAUUCUUGGGUAGAGGAAAUUUCUGGUAAUCAUGCUUUCAGUUUUCUGAGUAAGCUGAAAAUAUUAAAACAAAUCAUAAAAGUGUGGAAAUGGGAGAUAUUUGGUGAUGUUAGAACUCAGUUACAGAAUGCAGAAAAAGAGGUGGUGCAAGAUGCUAAAAUUUCAGAUAAUCAACCAGAUGAUAUAGUUUUGUUGGAUAAACUUAUAACUGCUAGAGGCAAACAAGAACUUCUUUUACAACAAAAUAAGGAGAUAGCUCAACAAAAAGCUAGAGUUCAAUGGUUGAAAGAUGGUGCUUCUAACUCCAGUUUCUUUCAUAAUUCCAUCAAACUAAGGCAAUUACACAAUGCUAUUACAGAGUUGGAAAAUUCAGAUGACACUAUUGUCUCUACACAACAAGAAAUAUCAAACACUCUUGUGGAUUAUUUUGAAAACAAGUUCAAGAUGCAAGAAGUGACUUUUGCUAAAGACAUUUUUCACACAUUCCCAAAGUCAUAA
Papaver somniferum (opium poppy) is the source of this 2391-nucleotide messenger RNA. RefSeq lists its product as uncharacterized. The transcript has 4 exons. NCBI's taxonomy places the organism in Eukaryota, Viridiplantae, Streptophyta, Magnoliopsida, Ranunculales, Papaveraceae. The record is from RefSeq and is a predicted model, not a curated record. The coding region runs from base 1 to 2391 and encodes 796 amino acids.